Andrographis paniculata is the source of this 3226-nucleotide messenger RNA. Its product is annotated as putative late blight resistance protein homolog R1B-16. NCBI's taxonomy places the organism in Eukaryota, Viridiplantae, Streptophyta, Magnoliopsida, Lamiales, Acanthaceae. Gene Ontology annotation, molecular function: ADP binding. Bases 65 to 3019 code for a protein of 984 amino acids. The transcript has 4 exons. Gene Ontology annotation, biological process: defense response to other organism. The record is from RefSeq and is a predicted model, not a curated record.
CUUCUUCGAUCACUCUCUACGUCUCUUGAGUUGAAUUGGAACAAACUGUGUUGCUUGCUUUGCAAUGGCAGCUUACGCAGCUCUGGCUUCGCUUAUGAACACCAUCACCAUGGAAAAGAAUCCAAGAUAUCAUCCUCACCGUCGGAUCAUCAUCGACGACAGAGGACUCAUUGAGGAUCUGCAGCAAAGGGUCGAUUUCCUUGUCAAAUUUCUUCAAAGUGGGCAGAAGGGAGCAGAGCAUUUGGAGCAGCAGAUUGCCGAUGCAGCUUAUGCAGCCGAGGAUGCAAUCGAGUCUUAUGUUGUUGAUCAAGUUCUACCUGUUGACUCCUGUCGAAACAAGAACAGAUCUGCUCUCCUGUGCGAAGAUUUAGAGAAAAUAAUACAUGAGAUGGAUUUGAUCGAGGAGAAGGUGCUGCUGAAGAAAGCUGCUGGAAUUAGUCCGAUGUUGUCAGGAUCAUCGAGUGAGCCCACACAUGGCCAAAUGCCAGAAAUUAAUGAGCCGCAUCCGGCGACAUGCUCGACUUCCACUGAUUCUUCGAAUGCUAAAGUACUUGUCGGAUUUGAGGAUGAAAGAAUUAAAGUAGUCAAUAAUCUUACACGGGGAGUUUCUCGCCGAGCUGUUAUACCACUAAUAGGGAUGGGCGGGUCGGGUAAGACUACGCUUGCUAAAACUAUCUACAACGACAAGGAUAUAGCGCAACAUUUUGAUAUUCGUGCUUGGGUAACGGUAUCUCAAGAUUAUAACACUGAGAAAAUUCUUCAAGCCAUUUCUGGGGAAAAGUAUUCGGGGAAUGAUGAAAGUUCGGGAGAUCAAGUACAUAGAAGGCUCUUCGGCCGGAGAUAUUUGAUUGUUCUUGACGACAUUUGGAGCAUUGAAGCAUGGAAUGAGAUACAAAGAUUCUUUCCCAACAAUGAUAAUGGAAGUCGAAUUAUGGUGACAACAAGGCUUCUCACUUUUGCCAUAGAUGCAGGAGCUUCUUGUGUAAUGAUGAAGCCGUUAGACGAAGCCGACAGCUGGAAAUUACUUUGUAGAGCCGUGUUUGGCGAAAAUAAUGUUUGUCCUCUCGAAUUGGCGCAGAGUGGUAAGAAGAUUUCGCGAAGUUGUAAAGGACUUCCUCUAGCGAUUGUAGUCAUUGGAGGAUUACUUGCGACGUCGAAUGAAAGAAAUUAUUGGGAGCAUGUCGCCAAACUAUCCGGCGCUGCUAUACAAUUGGAUGAGAGUUCACGUUGUCUCGAAAUAUUAUCGUUGAGUUAUAAUCACUUACCCGUUCACUUGAAACCGUGCUUUCUUUACAUGGGAGUUUUUCCGGAAGAUUAUUCUAUUCCGGUUUCGAAGCUCAUCAAAUUAUGGAUUUCCGAAGGUUUUCUAAUACCAGCUGAAGGGAAAAGCUUGGAAGACAUUGCUGAAGUAUACUUAUGGGAUCUUCUUGCAAGAAAUCUCAUUACAGUUCGGCGCAUGAGUUCUCAGAGGAAAGUCGAAUCUUGUGGCAUCCAUGAUCUUUUGAGAGAGUUUUGCUUGAAGGAGGCUGUAAAGGAGAAUUUCCUAUGUGUAAUAACAUCGGCUCACCUUACUAAUCCCCCGAGCAUGAAUCAUCAGCGCCGCAUUGCCGUGAUGCUAAACACGUCGAAAGCAGAGGAAUACCCGUAUCUUAUGGAUUCAUUGCUAUCAGCACCAAAUCCUCGUACACUUAUUGUGCAGAAUUACGAGGGAUUGUCAAGGGUGAUGGGAUCUCCUACUUUCAAAUUGUUGAGGGUAUUUUUUGUAAUCGGCGAUUAUCACGACGAAGAAGUAAUAAAGCGCGAAUCCAUCUCGAAGGUUUUGUUUGAUCUAGUGAAUUUGCGGUACCUAUCUUGUAAACCCGACGAGGAGUUUAUGAAUAUGUUGGCGUCGUCGGUAGGUCUCUUGGGAAAUCUCCAGCUUCUAGCCAUAGAGAACUACAUGCAUUCUCCGAAUGGGACGCCCGAGAUUUGGAAACUGCCUCAUCUUCGUCAUCUUGAAUUCGAAAUUAUUUCUCUCCCUGAACCAGCAUUGGACGAACAAGAACAAGAAGAUGACACUAUCUUACAACAUUUGCAGACAUUACAACAAUUGUUAAACUUCAGACUUGGGGAAGGGAUCAUGAAGAAAAUUCCGAAUACGAAGAAAUUGGGGCUAUGGUACAACGCAAAGUUUGGCAAGCGCAAGAAGUUGUCGGAAUACAGUUUCCACAACAUUCAUCGUUUGCAGAACCUCGAAUCCUUUGUAUGCACUUUCUUCUAUCCUCCAGCUAGAAAUGAGUUGCUACAAAGUCUGGAAAACUUACCACAUUCCCUUAGGAAGUUGUCUUUGAGGGGCUGUCGACUCUUAUGGAAAGAUAUGAGUGUGAUCGGUUCGCUACCGGUUCUUGAAGAGCUUGAACUGAAAAUGAAUUCGUUUCGAGGGCGAAUGUGGGAUCCGGUGGACGGGGAAUUUCUUCGACUGAAAAUUCUCAUAAUGCACGGCAUUGGUGGCCUUAGACAUUGGAAUGCCGAUAAAACACAUUUCCCGCGCCUCGAGCAACUUAUUCUUUAUAAUACGCGUGAUUUGAAGGAAAUACCUAUGGAGAUCGGAGACAUAUCGACACUGUGGCUGAUCGAAUUAAGCGAUUGCUCGGAUACAUUAGUCAUUUCAGUUAAGGAGAUUGUUCAGGAGCAACAGGAGUUGGGAAAUGAUAAACUUGAAGCUAGAGUAACUCUUGGAAGAGAUAGCAAACUAUCAGGUGCAGAGCUGGAAGGGGACAAUUUUAUGGUCGACACAGGAUUUCAAAACCCCAGCAUGGAACACGAAAGCAAUGAUGAAGAAUCUCCAGCUUCUGAGGAGGACUCCGAUGGCGAUGGUCUGGAUGAAUUGACGCCAUCUGAGAAAUGCAAUGCAGAGGACUAUGGCAGCGAUCACAACGACAAUGAUGACGACGACGACGACGACGAAGAUAACGACGACAGCAAUGAUGGACUAAUGGCCCAGAUUUUGGCUCUUGGGAUUAUGGACAUUGUUGGGUGAGCUUUGUUCUAAAAUGAAAUCCACUUGUGCAGGUGAAAAAUUAUGUCAAUUAAUAUUUUAUUAUUUUGUUACUCAUUUGCUUAGUCAUCUGUGUGAUUCGAUAGAGUCUUCUGUCAAUUUUUUAAUCAUGUGUGACACAGCAAUUUUAACAUAAUUUAAUUGUUUAAAUGGUUGUUGUUCUAAACUGUUAACUUUUUACUUUUAAUA